Messenger RNA from Pistacia vera, 1791 nucleotides. RefSeq names its product lysM domain receptor-like kinase 4. Gene Ontology annotation, biological process: protein phosphorylation. The transcript has a single exon. NCBI's taxonomy places the organism in Eukaryota, Viridiplantae, Streptophyta, Magnoliopsida, Sapindales, Anacardiaceae. Gene Ontology annotation, molecular function: ATP binding; protein kinase activity. The record is from RefSeq and is a predicted model, not a curated record. Bases 1 to 1791 code for a protein of 596 amino acids.
AUGAUUCACUCUCAACAAUCGUAUGAUAAAUCUGACUGCAGCUCAGAAUCACAAGUUUCUGGGUCCAAUUACCUUUGUAGCUCCAAAUCACCUUGUCAUACUUAUAUAGUGUACAGAGCCCAAAAGAAUUUCCAGUCACUGUCUUCCAUGUCAUCUCUCUUUCAACUGAGCCUUGACAAACUCCUUGACAUCAACAAAAUGACUGAAGCUGAUUCCAACAACAUAACGCUCGGUCGAGAGAUCAUCAUUCCCAUCAAAUGCUAUUGCGCCGGCCGGUUCUCUCAAGCCAUUGUCAAUUACAACAUUUCUACCUCUGAUUCAUUUGCUUCAGUUGCCUGUGGAGUUUUUGAAGGGCUGGUGAAAGCACAAAGUCUUGCCGACGAGAACCCAAGAGGUCCUCAUCAAUCUACCGUCAAGGUGCCUGUCCGAUGUGCUUGUCCUACUGAAAAUGAUGGAAGAAAAGGUGUAGAAUACCUAGUCACAUAUCCUGUUAUAGAGGAUGAUGGCACGGGUUUAAUAGCCACUAAAUUUGGAGUGCCUGAAACAAUGAUAUGGGAGGCUAAUAAAUUAGGAUCAUUUGAUACCAUUUAUCCUGGAUCAACAUUACUCAUUCCGACAAAGGAUAUUCCCUUUGUGAACCUGGAUAUCCAGCCCCAUAAUGAUGAUCCAGCUCCCAGUCCUAGAGAAGUAAUUCCGCUAAGGAAAGUUACACCCAGUGCAAAAAAAACUACAUUGCAUAUACAAAUAUUUUUUGGAGUAGGUCUUGCUGCGGCAGUUGUUCUAAUGAUUAUAGCUUGUUGUGCAUUUAUAUGCAUCCAAAGAAAGAAUCAUCCUAGGAAUUUCCAACCUUUAUCUCCUAGAAGUUCAGUGUCAUCAAAUCUCUCACCUGAUUUUCUUAUUGGAGUCUCCAAAUUAAAGCAUUCGUUGGUAAAUUUUAGCUUAGAAGAGCUCAGGAUUGCAACUGAGGAUUUCAAUGAGGCUUCUGUGAUUGGCAAAGCAGUAUACAGGGGAAGGAUAGAUGGUUCGAACGUGGUGAUAGAGCAUAUGAGUUCAGAAGAUUCUGCUCGCCAUGUCAUAAGCAUAUUGACAAAGAUCAACCAUCUAAAUGUGAUAAGGCUCGAGGGAUGCUGCUAUGGGAGCACACCAUAUUUAGUGUUCGAGUUUGCAGAGAAUGGUAGCUUGAGGGACUGCUUGUCAAAUGCUAAGAUGUCUAGGCAGCUCACUUGGGUUAAAAGAAUGCAGAUUGCUUUUGAUCUGGCAGUGGCUAUUCAUUACAUACACUACUGCACUAAACCUGCUUAUGUUCAUCGAAACAUAAAUAGCAGAAAUGUUCUAAUAACCAUGGAUUGGAGGGCAAAGAUUUCUGGAUUCAGAUUGGCAAAACCUUUAAUUAGGAACAAUGAGAAGGAAGAGACUAACUGGAAUGAAUCAGUGGUGGUGGGUACAAAAGGAUAUCUGGCACCUGAGUAUCUCAGUGAUGGGAUGGCUUCCCUCAAGGUGGAUGUAUUUGCAUAUGGAGUUGUUUUGCUUGAGUUAUUAUCAGCUAAAGAGGUUAAUGUGGAGGGAAUAUUGUUGAAGGAUUCUGUCAAUUUUUUGGUAGAUGCAAGGUUUGAAAACUCUUCUGGGUCCGUGGAUGAGUUGAAGAAAUUCUUGGAUCCAACUUUGGAGGGUGAUUAUCAAUUAGGAGAGGCUAUGUGUUUGACCCUCUUGGCCAAGGCUUGUAUUCAGAAGGACCCUUAUCACAGACCCACUAUGAAUGAUGUUCUGAAGGCUCUUUCAAGAAUUGUAUGA